This is a messenger RNA of Mytilus trossulus (common blue mussel), 4805 nucleotides long. Its product is annotated as tektin-like protein 1. The transcript is spliced from 6 exons. Lineage: Eukaryota; Metazoa; Mollusca; Bivalvia; Mytilida; Mytilidae. The record is from RefSeq and is a predicted model, not a curated record. The coding region runs from base 165 to 1427 and encodes 420 amino acids.
AACCGGAAGUUGUCUUGAAGUUUGUUUCCAAGAGCAACCUUUCAAAGUGGACGACGCCAUAGGAUUUACAACUUCACACUUUCAAUCUUUGACACUGCCUGUGGCAAUAUUUUGUCGUCCAUAAAGUUAGCGUAUGCAACAGUCCCAGAUUUAACUACAUAAAAAUGUUAGGAACAAAAGCUGCCACAGCAAUAGGACCAGAAUCCUGGAGAAAUUCUACUUUGAAAGGAAUAAAACUUUCUAACACUAUUGUCAACAAAAGUGAUAAAUCAUGUGAUGUUGGAAGGUCCCUGGACCCUUUGCCUCAUCUUCGCGACACAGUUUCUCAGUUGAGUAAUGAUGAAAUCCACAGGUACACUCGUGAGGUUAGAGCUGUUGUUGCUAAGCUCAGGGAAAGUCUUCUAGAGACAAAUGAGGAAAUCAAGUCACUUACAAGGGGAAGAGAAGCUAUCGAAAAAGCACUUGAACACACAAGAAAAGACAUUAGACUUAACAAAGACAGCCAAGAGGUCAGGAUGUCAAGACCUCCAAGAGAAAAGGGACAUGAUGGUGCAGAUGAUUUAUUAAAUGCAGAAAAAGCACAUUUAAUCAACUGUAAAAAGGCAUUAGAAGCUCAGCUGAGAUCUGUUCAGCAACAAUUAUUAGUAUUAGAUGCUGCCAGAAAACGUUUAUUUGGUGUCUUACAAGAGAGGUCCCGUGUCCUUGACCUCCUUAACCACUCAUUGUCCUCCAUCACAAAUGUCAACAGUGCGAUGUCCAACAUGUCCAGCUCAGGUAUGCGUCGUAGUAAGAGUGUCCAAGAUGGCCGAUAUUCACGUAUGAAUUAUUCAAAUUUACCUGAUCCUUUGGGUCCAUUUACACCUGAAGCUGAUCAGGCAUUGGCUGAUGCUGACGAUGCAAGGGCUAGAUCUGCCUACCUUAGGCGGGAGCUGAGAGAAGCCAUUGAUAGAACUGAUAAACUACAGAAGGCUGCACACAAGUCUGUAAACGAUGGUUUAACACAGAAAUUAUCAGAGACUGUCACACUCAAGCAACAUCUUGGUGUGAGCUUUGGAGAGAAUCGUCAUGGUAUGCACAGAGCACAGAGAUGGUACGAUGCCACCGAUAAGGCUAGGAGUUAUACACUGGGUCCAGUUGCUAGUUCAGACUUAUCAACAAGAGAAAGAUUAGACCGUCCAAUGGUCAAAGUAUUCCAGAGACAUCCUGGCACACAGCUACCAGAAGCACAGGAAAUUAUAAGGGGAGGUGAUGGAUUACUUCAGUCACUCACAGCUACCAGUAGAAAUAUUGGUCUUCUAAGACUAACACAGCUGAAAUUACGUAAUGAUAUAAAGAGUAAGAGUGCUGCUGCUGGCAUCGAUGGAAGUAUUAUUAGAUUGAGACGAAGCAAAAGUAAUCAUAGAUGGACACUUGGAGAGGCAUUCUAGUGCAAAAACUGUUUCAUUUUGUUAUAGAACUUUUAAAUGCUAAAUAUUUGCUUCAAAUAUUAUAAACACUAUUUUUAUGCAUGAUGCGUUUGUUGUUAUGAAAUCAAAAUUUUAGUAAUUGUUAUUUUUUAAUAUGAUUCCGUCCAAGUACUAAUUAUGAUAUACUGUGAGUUCAUUAUUGAUCAGAAGCUACUAGUAUUAAAUGUCAUGAAUGAUAUUGGUAAAGAGAUAUAACAUGAAUUUAUUUUUUUCAACAAAAUACAAAAACCUUAAGUUAUAGGAUUUUAAGUUGAGGAUAUAUUUCAAAGCCACCAAAUUUAAGUAUCCAUGAAAAUACAAAUUUUUCAUCAUUCACUAAAAUUGGUAACCAUGAAAAUUAAUGAAUUCACAGUUUAUGGACAGAUAUUUUAGUUUAUAAAUGUGUAUUUGAAGACAUUUAAUAUUUAAAGAGUUUUGUUAAAUGUUUGUAGUAAGAGCACAGUUUGAAUUUUUUCUGGCAACUUUUCAUUAUAACUUACAAUGUUCAUUUUUUUCUUUGAUAAAUCUCUUAAUUAUGUGUAAUGAAAAUACUUAAUACACACAAUAUGAUAACUGUUUGUUUUGUUUCAAGAAGGGUGAACAUUAUGUCGACAUGAAUUUUAACACGGGGAUCAGGGACUAAGUAUGAAGUAUUAUUUUUCUAUCAUUUGAAGCAUGAUAACAUUUAGCACGUCAUUACAUCAGUAUUCUUCAUCUUAUAAAACCAUUUUGCUCAAAAACUUAUGCUGGUUAUCUUGAAGUCAAGUUUUUGUCACAUGUUGGAAUUUCUCUGCUUAAUCUUAGAUUUUAUUAACUGUAUUAUAUAUAUAAUGAUAAGUGUUUCACCAUUCCAGUCUUUAUUGAAGAAAUUGUGAGAGGUUUGACAAUUUAGUGUAAUUUUGAUAUUGUCAGAUAUGGUAUGAUCUUGAUCUACGGUUAAAUUUUGGGUUUUGAAAGAAAUCUGAAAGAACAAUACAGAUGUGAUUAAUCCAAUAUGUGACAGAAAAGUAUAUAGCUUGUUGGUCGUUGUUUAUUGUUGCUGUGAUAAAAUGUAUAUUUGUUACAGUAUUUUAUUUGUUUUGUUAUUUGUUAGUUUUUACAUGUUUUUACGUAGAUAAACUGCUGAUUAUUUUUUGUAAUUAGCUGACUUAAGAACAGUAUUCCUGGAAGAAAACCAUCUGUGUGUUAGCUGUGGUCUGUUUUACAUUCCUUUAUUGUAAUACUUUCUGACUGUCUGUGAUAUUUUUUCUUUUUAAAUCUUGUGCUGUAAUUUUGUGUCAUGGUUUAUAUCAGCACAACUUAGAACAGUAUUUGUUUUCUGUUGAACAGGCAUACUGUGUCAUGGUUUAUGUCAACACACAUUAGAACAGUAUUUUUUUCUGUUGAGCAGGCAUUGUGUGUCAUGGUUUAUAUUAGCAUACCUUAGAACAGUAUUUAUCUUAUUUGUAUUGUGUCAUGGUUUUUAUCAGCACACCUUAGAACAGUAUUUAUCUUCUGUUGAGCAGUUGUAUUUUGUCAUGGUUUAAAACAACACACCUUAGGACAGUAUUAUUCAAAUGAUUCUACCGGUACAUAAAUAUCCACUUCAGCAUUAGUCAUAUACUUCUUAUUUUUCCAACAAACCUAACGAAUUAUUAAAGCUUUUUUAAAUAUUUACAAGCAUUAUAUAUAUAUAUAUGUUCAUAUUGAAACAAACAUUAUUAUUGCUUUAGUAAUUAUGAUUAGCUUUAUACACGCUUUGCAUACAUGAUAUAAUAAUUAUGCACCUUUUACAUUUAAUUGUCAUUUAAUAAAAUAUAACAAAACAAACAUUUUUUUGAUAACAAGAUUCAUAUUGUUUUGGCACCUUAUUAUCAGUAAAAUAUCAAAACCUUCAAAAAUUAAAUCUUUCAAAAAUAUUAUUAAAAAUCAAAUACAUCUGUAAAAUUAAUAUCUCAUAUUACUUUUUAAUUCAAAAGUUUUUUACUUUUUUUCGAAUAAAGGAGGGAAAUAUUAACAACUAAAGUCUUGUAGGUAACUUGGGUAGGUAAAGAGAGAAUUUUGAACUGUUGUUAGUAGCUGGUAUAUAUAGAUAUAGAAGGCCUGAGAAAACCCAUUGUAAGAAACUACAGAAGAUUUAGAGGGGACUUGAGAGACAGACCCCCCUUAAAUGAGUUUAAAAGAAAAAUAACAUUGUUUUCAAUUAAAUAUAUAUGCAAGUUCUGAAUUGUUAACUAUACAUUUAUGUACUAUAUAGACCUUUGAAGUAUAACCAAGUGAAAAACUGAUUUACACAAUUUGUUAUUAGAUAAGAGAUAAGUAAUCUGCUCAAUUCCUUUUAUUGAACAAUAAUAUUAGUUAUUAAAGUUAUAGUUUUAGGGAAUUAUUAAAGACUUAAUGUCUCUCCUUAUUGAUAAGCAAAAGUUAAAUUGUAACAUGAAGAUUUUAAACAGGGUAGAUAACUUAAAAACUGCAGCCUUCUGUCUUGCCUAAUUGGAAUGCUUGAUUUUAAUAGAUGCUUUCAUAAUGAUAAAUAAUAAUCUGGUUACAUAUAAAUUAAAUAAAAUAUUUAUAUUAGCUGAUUUAAAUAUUGGAGCAGUGUAUUGAGACCUUUGAAAAUAUAUAUUUUAUUAUUCUUAUAUUUCCCCCCAGUGACCCCACUUAGAAUCUCAGAAAUAAUCAAAAGAAAUACAUCUUUACAUGUAGUUUAAAGAAACAGUUUUUUUGUCAGUAUAGGAAAUGUUAUACUGGGCAUUGUUUAUUUAGUAGUGAAGACAUGUACAGUUUUUAUGGCUCAGUAUAUAAUGUUCGACUGUAGGUUCUGAAACAAAAAUUGUUUUGAUGUUUCUAUUUAUAUUACAAAUCCAGAAUUUCAUGAAAUAUGUCUUUAUACAAGGACUGGUGGUGAAGGAUAAAGAUUCAAAUUGUAAAAAUUGCAAAAAUACCUAACUUUUGGCUGUUAGAUAAUUUUAUGCAUAGAUGUGAAAGUGUCUGAAUUUAAAGAGCAAAUAUCAAAUUCCAGUUUAUGUUAAUCUUAUGCAAAAUGGUUUGAGUAAAUAAUUAGAUGACAUGUAUGAAACAGUAGAAAUCAACAAUCAGUUUGUUUCUGACCUGUUGAGAAUUUGAUAGUCUAAUCCUGAAUAUUAUACAAUUGUUUCAGAAACUAUUUCCUUCUAAGAUGUUGAGUAUUUUGAUAGCCUAAUCCUGAACCUUAUACAAUUGUUUCAGAACCUAUAGUCCAUUGCUAGAUUAUUGAUCAGUAUUAGUUUGUCUUUCAUUGUCUUGUAUGUUCACCAGAUCUGUUGUUUGAGAUAGAUAUUUUAUGCACACAAAUAUUGUUAUCAUGAGUGCUAAAUAAAAAAUAAAGCAUCAACCACUGUU